AUGGGGAAGAGGGAGAAUAAGGCCGGCGAAUUGGGAGAUGAGAGCGAGGGAGGAGACGAGAAAACGUUCGAGGAAGGAGUUUGGGAUACCCACCCACGUCUACGUCGUCGUCAGUGGACUGAUACGCAAAAUUCGCUCGCCAUAAAGUAUCGCCACUACUUGGAUGUAGGGUUUGGGUUCGAUCGACCGACCACGCCGUCCGAGGUGGUUGAUUGCUGCUGCGGCGACCACGCCCAAGAGGAUCUCACCCGCGUCGUCCAAGCGCGGCCAUUAUGUCGGAUCCGGCGCCGUUCUGGGCUUGGAAGCCCUCAUGGUACUGCAAGAAAGUUCUACAAGUCUCAAGAUACAAGACAUGCAUCUAUGAGGACAUUAGGCAUUGCUUGCUCGCCAGAUGUGCAACAGAAGUGGACUGAGGACAGGAAAUAUGACCCACGUCUUGAAGAUGUAAGAGAGAACUGAGACAUGGUCAAACCUACUCCAUCUGUGGAUCACUGUUGCUGAUAUUUUUGCCAGCUGUGCGAGGUGGUACUGUUGCUACUGGGCUUGUAGAUUAUGUCUGUUUUGGGCCCUUUGCAACAGGAAGAACCUACUUGAGGAAGAGUGAUUUGGUUGUGGUGAAUCUGGACUAUCCAAUUGAACUGGUUGAUUCUAACAUCUGAGUUCAGUGGGAUGUCAAGUGUCAAUUAGUGUAUGCUUAUAGAAUUCUACUUUUCUAUACUGCUUUCUGGUUUCUUGGACCUGCAGAAGCAUUACUUUAGUGUGAGCUGCUGCUCCCAAAUUGUAUAUAUGUUUUUUUUACUAAAAAAAAAAAAUUGUUGUGGACAUAU
This is a messenger RNA of Musa acuminata subsp. malaccensis (wild Malaysian banana), 827 nucleotides long. The record is from RefSeq and is a predicted model, not a curated record. Lineage: Eukaryota; Viridiplantae; Streptophyta; Magnoliopsida; Zingiberales; Musaceae.